Messenger RNA from Lottia gigantea (owl limpet), 444 nucleotides. RefSeq lists its product as hypothetical. The annotation marks the transcript as partial. Lineage: Eukaryota; Metazoa; Mollusca; Gastropoda; Lottiidae. The transcript has a single exon. The record is from RefSeq and is a predicted model, not a curated record.
AUGGAAACAAUCAAAUCAGAAACAACAGUAAAUUUUGUUGGUCACAUAGACACAACUGUGAAUUAUGGGGGUCAACCAGAAUCAACUGUGAAUUAUGGUGGUCAACCAGAAUCAACUGUGAAUUUUGGUGGUCAACCAGAAUCAAUUGUAAAUUAUGGUGGUCAACCAGACACAACUAUGAUUUAUGGUGGUCAAUCUGACACAGCUGUGAAUUAUGGUGGUCGACCAGACACAACUAUGAAUUAUGGUGGGCAACUGGACACAACUAUGAAUCAUGCAGGUCAACCAAAAACAACUAUAAAGCAACUAGAAACAACGGUGGAUUAUGGUUGUCAACCAGCAACAACUGUAGAUUACAGUGGUCAACCAGAAAUAACAGUUAAUUUUGGUAAUCAACCAGAAACAAGUGUGAAUUAUGGUGAUCAGCCAGAAACAAUUGUGAAU